This is a messenger RNA of Stegostoma tigrinum, 3947 nucleotides long. Its product is annotated as syndecan-1-like. Gene Ontology annotation, biological process: cell migration. Gene Ontology annotation, cellular component: cell surface; membrane. The record is from RefSeq and is a predicted model, not a curated record. The transcript has 5 exons. Bases 180 to 1187 code for a protein of 335 amino acids. Lineage: Eukaryota; Metazoa; Chordata; Chondrichthyes; Orectolobiformes; Stegostomatidae.
CACUUUGCCAAAGUUUGCUGGAGGCUAGUAUAGAACUUGUUCCCUUCAGUGCAGUUUGGGCGGUAAGGGUUGGCUCGGCAGUGACGCUGAAAGCUCGGAACUACAUUAGUCGGGAGUUCAGUGAGAUUAACUCAGUUAGAGGCGGCUUCUCAAAUUGUCAGAGACUUUCAUUCGCUUAAAUGAAGACGCCAAGUUUCAGUCUGAAGUUUCUUUUGGCAAUGGGAUUGCCUUUUGUCCUCCUGGCAAUGUCUUCAACAAGGGUGCCAGAAAGCUUAAUUGACGAUGAACUAGACGGGUCUGGUGCAGAGACUGAAGAUGAUGACUUUUAUUCUGGCUCUGGGUCUGGUGAUGGCUUUAUUCUGAACAAUUUUGAUGUGGAGCUUACAACGACUUAUCACACACUUCCUUCAACAGCUUCAAGUGAUUCACCUUCAUCAAGUCAAGUUGCCUUGACAAGCAAAAUGACCACAGAAGCAGAUGCAAAUAUUUUACCAGAGCAUCAUGACUUGCCAGUGGAUGAUACAACCACUGAAGCCACAGUGACAAGUAGUAAAUCUACCACUUUUAUUCCACAAGACACUGAUACUCACCUUGUUCCUAAAAACAACACUAAAUAUUUUCUGGCACGUGGAGUCGGACCCAAAAAUGACAAUGCUGAAGUGAGCAGUGCCAAGCCUACUGUUCACACCGUGCUCCCAGAAAAUGCAGUUUCUCCUCUCAAUGACAAAUCCUUAGCUGACUCAAAGAUGGUUGCAACAAGUGAAAUGAUGAUGGUGGUGGAUGAAAAUGCUGAUCAAAUUGGAAAGGAAGUGGCGGUCGAGACAGUUGUCGAAAAGGAAAAGAACAGUACAGACAUCGAGAGUGAUUUGUACUUCCCAGAUUUAGUAGAAAGUAGAACUUCUCUGAAUCAAAACCGUGUUCCAGAUUCAAAAACAUCAGUUGAGCCACCGCAGGAGAGAUAUUCUCAUGAAGCCAGUGCAUCUGGGAGUUUCCUGGAAAGAAGGGAAUUAUUGGCAGCAACGGUUGCUUCAGGAUUUGUGGGACUUGUACUUGCUGUCCUACUCGUGGCAGUGCUCGUGUAUCGAAUGAAGAAAAAAGAUGAAGGAAGUUAUACACUGGAUGAAUCCAAGCAGCUACCUAAUGGAGGCUACCAGAAACCACAAAAGCAAGAGGAGUUCUAUGCAUAAAUGCUUUUUUCAAAAAAGUCAUCUAUCAAUCUUUUAUGCAAAAUGAACACUUUUUUUUUCUCUUGCCUGGGUUAGAAAGUGAAUCUGAAAAAAGAAAUGCCAGUCUGACCCCUAUUGCCAUGCCAUGAUGAUUGUAUUUUUGACAGUUCUGAUAUCGACAGAGAGAGCAUGUUUGUCUUGCAAUGAGAUGUCUUGCCAUUUGGCUUCAUGGGUGAGGAGACUUGGUUAAAUUUUCACUGCAAUUUUUAAGUUGUAGAGUAUAACUGACUUCUGGAACAGUGGUGUAAAAUAGCCUGGCUUUUCUUAAAAAAAACUAGAAAAAGAAACCCAACUGGGAAUGCACAAAACCAUAUUGUAAAGCCACAAACUGCCUAAAUUUGUAAAUUUCGCUAUUGUAGUAAAAGUAUCAACCAAAUGGGUGGGAUAAAAGAUGAUAAAAGAUCAUUGUACUAUUGUGAUUUCAAGAUGUACAGAAGUUAACCAUAAGUCCCUAAUAAGAUAGGUUUACAGUAGAGAUUUCCAAUGAUCUUGGUCACGCAUUGUUCUUAGUUGUGUGUUGUAGUUUAUUGAAAAAAGAUGCAUUUAACUUUUUAAAUAGAUUAAUUAAGUUCAAGCAUUCCUUCAGCUUAAUUUGAAUUGAAGGACUAAUUAGUGAAAUGUUGUCCAUUCUAAAUACAGUAAACUUUGCAUUAUCUGGCCCUCCACCAUUCCAUUCUCCAUAAUUUCUGACAGCUUCAUGUUUUAAAAAGUCAAUCAAUGUUCAGGUAAUGCAUUCUUAAGGAACGACUAGUAAUAUUACAACUACAGUAAUUAUAAACCUAAAGAAAUUGUUCUUAGUCUUUACAUUAAAAUUAUGAAUUUUUUGGAGUUAGUUUUGGUUAUUGACCAUAUGGAGUAACUGAUGGUUAGACUGAUUUCUUUGUAAUAGCUGGUCUGAAUGUCAUGCUGUCAGUUCAGGUAUUACCACUGUGAGGCACUGCUGUGCCACUAGCCACCAAGCCCCCAACCCCCACUGCCAACAGCCACCCUUCUUCCCCACCCUUCCCUCAAUCCUUCAUUGACAACUUAGCACCUUGCCCUCUGCCUGAAUUAACGUGACUCCCCGUUAGCCAACAUUUUCUAUUAAAUGGCACCAACCAUUCCCCAGGGGUGCCAGGUAACGAUUAUUUUACUGUAGUUUAAUUGAUCAAAGUGGGAGGGCAGUACUAGUUGAAUGCUGUUUUGUGAGUUAAUUAUAUUGUCGGUCCUGGAACUUUCACCUAAUUCCUGCAGUUGAUACUGCAGCCAGUCAUUGGAGUAUCUGGCCUAUUCUUUCAAAGAGCUGGCCCUCUGAGUUUAUUUAAAACUAACUGGGGGGGUGGGAUAUCUAUGGUCCCACACUGGGGGUUGGAGGCCGAAACAAAUAUAAAAUGUGAUUUUGCUGCUCUCUACUUGGCUGCCCUGACCUGGCUCCUAGUUUUCAGGUGGCAAUGAAGUUGAGAAGCAACUCUCCUGCACUUGGACCUGAUGAAUGGCCAGUAAGUGGCUCACCUCAUCCUUGCUGCUAUACCACCUGCAGCAGAGGAGGUCCAUGCCAAGUGGAUAGCCUGGCAGUUAUUGCAGGGUAAGACCGGGGCAACUCCUUUCGGGUCCCCAGUAUCAAUUGGAUGCACAACCCUGAAGAUCAUUGCCCUAAAUCAAUCCCAAACGUCUUGAAAUCCUCACCCCACCCUCUCACUGUCACCUCCCUCCCCCACCUUAACUGGGUUCUGCCAGUCAAACCCUGCCGAUAACGUGGAUGUACUUGAAGUCUCAUCCAUUAGCUCCUCUUCCUCAGGGACUGCCUGUAGUUCCAAAAAUGGCCAUUAUCUGGAGCUGGCACUGUUGGGAUUGUUUGGGCAAUUGGAUUGGGCUGUCAGCCUUCUUGGGAUAGGACAUGCUCCCCAGGUUGAUGUGACGUCUCACCUUUAGCCAGUUACCAUGCUGCUUUGGGGCAGCCAGUAUCACUGGGGAUACAAGUUCCACCACAUUUCAGGUGAUUGACAGGAGGUCCCACCAUCUGAACCAACCUGCCCUCAGUACAGUUCAGUGUUCCUCCACCCCAAUUUUCUUUUUGCACAGAUGAGUAUUUUUGUUCUUCUUGAUCUUCAGUUGUGUUGAUCAUCUAAUUUAAAUGAUUGAAAUUGAAAUUUUUCAGGCAUACUUCUGUUUUCUCACUGCAUGCAUACCACAAGUUCUCCAUCUAAUCUAUCCAAAAUGUUUAGGUUGAGACACUAUAAGGUCGACAUAUGAAAUAGAGUCACCAGCUGAAGUUCAAAUGAAAUGUCUCGCAACUUUUGUAGAAAUGCGUUGUGUGAAAAACUGAGCUGAGAUUAGAUCCAGCAGUCAAUGAUAUGGUUCUUUAUCAGCUGCUGCACAGUUCCUAACUUCUGCAUUUCUGAUUUAUAUUUCUGACAAUUUAACAACUUACAGCUGUUAUAAAUUUAUGAACAAAUGGGUGUAUAAAGGAGACAACUGUAUCUGCCUCUCAUUGUUUUUGAAUCACUGCCAUUUUCAAGAGUUGGGUAAAAAGAAUUCUGUAAAGUUGAACUGUAAUCACAAUUUCAUGUCUCAGCAGUUGAAGAUCUGCAUUUUUGAAAGUUAACAAAGAAUAAACCAAAUAUAAUUAUUUUUGUAUGAUAGAACUUGUCAUUAAUCUUUGUUUAGGACCAUUUAUGACUAGCAAAAUGGCUAGAUGUCAAAAGAUUUGGUUAAAUGGUGUUUGUGACUUUGUGACUCUUA